AUGGUCGACGUCGGUGGCGUACUUAGCUACGCUACAACUUCGGGCGUUGAAGCUCUGAAGAUUCUUAAUAAAUGGCUUGAUAGCGAAGAAGUUGCACUGGCCUGGUAUGGCAAAGAGAAAGACGUUUUUCUGCGGAAACAAAACUGGCUUUUAAAGCUACUUUCUGGAAAAUACAAGCAGCCAGAGAUCCAAAAAGUCUUCACCAUUCAGAAAGAAGAUUGGCAGCUUGUUAUCGAAGAAUCUCUUCCAGUCGCCCACACAUGGUACCGCAAAAGGAAGGAUGAGUCGGGCGAGUGUUCUUGGCUUCCAUUAUUCUGGGCAUGCCGUUCCCCACUUGGCGAAACCAGAGUGCUCUCCAAAGCGGACAAGGCAUUUACUUCUCUUGGUAUUGUGUCUAAUUUGCCAGCAGCACGCCUUGACCUUUGGGGCUUAGUCGUCAUGGCCUAUUCUAAUGGUGCCUGGAGCCGGGUCGCCUUGUCAAAAGACGGAGGUUUCAAUGCAACUUUACUCUGCAAGAACUUCAUCCUGAAUGUCAGCCAGACAAAUGUCAAUGCACCAACUAUAGGGCACUUGGAGCCUAGAGAGCAUCCGGCUGAAGACCAUGAGCCUCUGGGAGUAGAUGAGUCACGGUCUCUUCUGGUUCAUGGACAUUCUUUCAGCACUAAUGAUGUCUCCAUUGGCUGGCCUUUGAACGGAAGCAUUGACCCUCCUCCAUUGGAGUUGGCCGAUGGCCAGUGGGAUAAAACGUUGAAAAAAAUGGUCCUUGACUACUUCCAGUCAAGUACUGGGAAGAAUGGGCGAGCUUUAUGGCCAAAGUUCGCCGCGGGUUCGAUGGGAGAGCACUCAGCAAUCUUCCCACAGGCCCAGAUCAAGUCAGUGAUCGCCCUGCCAGAGAAACAGAACGGCGUGCCGGCGGAACCGCCCCGCGUAUACGUUUGGAUGACAUUGUCAUUCAAGAAAUAG
This is a messenger RNA of Aspergillus terreus NIH2624, 963 nucleotides long. RefSeq lists its product as uncharacterized. Lineage: Eukaryota; Fungi; Ascomycota; Eurotiomycetes; Eurotiales; Aspergillaceae. The transcript has 2 exons. The coding region runs from base 1 to 963 and encodes 320 amino acids. The record is from RefSeq and is a predicted model, not a curated record.